Messenger RNA from Schizosaccharomyces octosporus yFS286, 1584 nucleotides. RefSeq names its product cyclophilin family peptidyl-prolyl cis-trans isomerase Wis2. The record is from RefSeq and is a predicted model, not a curated record. NCBI's taxonomy places the organism in Eukaryota, Fungi, Ascomycota, Schizosaccharomycetes, Schizosaccharomycetales, Schizosaccharomycetaceae. Gene Ontology annotation, biological process: protein peptidyl-prolyl isomerization; protein folding. Gene Ontology annotation, molecular function: peptidyl-prolyl cis-trans isomerase activity; protein binding. The coding region runs from base 214 to 1284 and encodes 356 amino acids. Gene Ontology annotation, cellular component: intracellular membrane-bounded organelle. The transcript has a single exon.
AACCAGCUAUUGUAUAUAUUUCGUUGACCAAACAACCUUGCUUUAGGUAACUAAAUUUUUGUUUUUAUUGAUUUAUCAUCAUUCUAAUUGCUAUACCAAGUGAGCAUUAACUCUGAAUUUGAUAAAUCCAAUCUUUAUACAACACAAGACAUUCUACAAACGAAUAAUUUUGCAAGAGAAUAGAAAGGAAACAGUUGAGUUUGUUUAUCGAAAAUGAGCACCUUUGCCUACUUUAAGAUCAGCAUUGACAAGAAGGUCCAACCAACAGUUUAUUUCGAGUUGUUCGAAAACGUUGUCCCAAAGACCGUUAAAAACUUUGCUUCACUUUGUGAUGGAUUUGAAAGAGAUGGCCGUAAACUUACUUAUAAGGGAUCCCGUUUCCACCGUGUCAUCAAGCAAUUUAUGCUUCAAGGUGGUGACUUUACGCGUGGUAAUGGAACUGGCGGAGAAAGCAUUUAUGGUGAAAAAUUCGAAGACGAAAACUUUGAAUUAAAGCACGAUAAGCCUUUCUUGUUGUCAAUGGCCAAUGCCGGACCAAACACCAAUGGCUCUCAAUUUUUCAUUACUACCGUUCGUACUCCUCAUUUGGACGGUAAGCACGUAGUCUUUGGUCGAGUUGUUGGUGGAAAGUCUACUGUUCGUGCUAUUGAAAACUUGGAAACUUCUAGCGAUGACCCAGUUGUCCCAGUUGUCAUCGAAGAGUGUGGCACUUGCAGUGAAGAGCAAAUUGAACCCCCUCAGCCUGAUGCAACCGGCGAUGCUCUUGAAGAGUACCCAGAUGACUAUGAGGGUGACAAGUCUGAGACUGCUGUAUUCAAGAUUGCUGGUGAUUUAAAGAAAAUUGGUAAUACCCAAUUUGCACAACAGAAUCUUGACUUGGCUGUUGCCAAAUGGCAAAAGGCUUUACGUUAUCUUGCUGAGCAUCCCGUUCGUAAUGAUGACACUCAGCAGCCUGACAAGUUUUGGCAAGAAUAUUUCAGUUUGAAAUACAGUCUUUAUCUCAAUAUUGCUCUUAUUGCUUUGAAGCAAAAUAACGCCAAAGAGGCUAUUCGCAAUUCCGAUAUUGUUGUGAAUGCCGACGGUGCUACUGAAUUGGAAAAGCAAAAAGCUUACUACCGUCUUGGUAGUGCUCAUGGCAUCUUGAAGAACUUUAAUGAAGCAGAAGAAUUUUUAGGAAAAGCCGGAAAUGAUGCUGGCGUUGCAAAGAAACUUGCUGAAGUUCGUCAACAAAAGCAAGAUUACAAGAAGCGUCAACAAAAGGCUUUCUCUAAAAUGUUCCAGUGAAUUAUCGUAUUAAAAUGUAACGCAGCAGGGUCUCGAGCCUAAGGCUAGUAAUGGUUUAUGUUAAUAGUAUAUUUUUUAUUACUCUGGAUUUCUCUUUAUGCUACAUGAUGUUCAGGCGAAUAUAAUUAUGAAUGUAUGUCGGUUAUAUGGAAUUACUGAUGGGAGUAGCUAAGGAAAGAAUGUGAAAGACUACGAAUAUGAAUACAAGUAGACAAAAGAGAGGAAAAAAAUGUCCUAAUAAAACUUGGAAUUGUUCGCUAGUACAUGGUAGAUGGAUUCAAAUUGUUUCUGUAAGACGCC